AUGUCAACAUCAGCAUCGCCGCCACAGCAGCAGCAGCGAAUCCUCUCGAAUCGCGAUGCGGAGACACUCAUGAAGCAGCAAAAAGCCAAGGCGCUCAAGGAGUGCAAGGCGCAGAUGGAGGCAUUUGUCGAGUGUUCCAAGACCCGAACCAUCUCGAUGCUCUGGGGCUGCAGGGAUCAGAAGCAGGCACUCAGCGAUUGCUUGCGUGUAUAUACGAGCGAGGAGACGAUGGAGAGGGAGAAGCAGAUCUUUUUGCAGCAGGCGAGAAGGGAGAGUGACGAGUCGAAGGCUGCUUAG
This is a messenger RNA of Sporisorium graminicola, 297 nucleotides long. RefSeq lists its product as uncharacterized. The record is from RefSeq and is a predicted model, not a curated record. Lineage: Eukaryota; Fungi; Basidiomycota; Ustilaginomycetes; Ustilaginales; Ustilaginaceae. The transcript is spliced from 2 exons. Bases 1 to 297 code for a protein of 98 amino acids. Gene Ontology annotation, cellular component: mitochondrion.